AGGGAGGGACUGGACCGUUGGGAUUAUAAAUUCCAAAAAGGCCACUCAACUCCCGGAGCUGGAUCCCCGAAACUCUACUGUCAGCAGCUGCAGUUGCCACCACUCUCAGGACCCUCACCAUGACAGGCCUGCUGCUGCUCACCUUGUCUUCUCUGCUCUGCUGGGUCUCAGCUGACAUUCGCUGUCACUCCUGCUACAAGGUCCCUGUGCUGGGCUGUGUGGACCGGCAGUCCUGUCGCCUGGAGCCAGGACACAAAUGCCUGACAACAAAUGUGUACCUCGGUAAGAUGUGGGUUUUCUCCAACCUUCGCUGUGGCACAGCAGAAGAGCCCUGUCGGGAGGCCUUCAACCAAACCAGCCACAAGCUGGGGCUGACCUACAACACCACCUGCUGCAGCAAGGACAACUGCAAUAGCCCGGCGCCCCGGCCGGCGCCAGCCCUGGCCCUGCUGGUCCUCACCUCCCUGGCUGGCCUUGGCCUCUGGCUGCUGCACUGAGACACACUGCUCCCACCUGCCUUACCUGAGCCUCUCUCCCUGUACCCCGGCUUCCCACAGUGGUCUCCCCCUAGCUCCCUUUGCUCGGAGUAACAUUUCUCCAGACCCUUCACAUUUCUUUAAUUAGACAGUGGUCUCCUUACCCAUCAUUCUACCCCAUGCCCUCCUCUCUGCUUUUCUCGAGUCCCUUCCCAUUUCCCUCUAGACCAUCCCAGAUCCCCCAUUGGCCCCUAGAAGGGCUCCCCACUUUGUGUCCUGCACUGUACUGUGCCCUACUUGGAGAGGGAUUGGGAUCUGGGCCUGAAAUGGGGCUUCUGUGCUGUCCCCCGUGAAGGCUCCAAUGACCUCACUGUACGGCUGAUUCCCCCACCCUGGCUGCCAUU
Molecule: messenger RNA, 880 nt
Organism: Rhinolophus ferrumequinum (greater horseshoe bat)
Lineage: Eukaryota; Metazoa; Chordata; Mammalia; Chiroptera; Rhinolophidae
Gene: LY6G6C
Product: lymphocyte antigen 6 family member G6C
Exons: 3
Coding region: 120-497 (125 amino acids)
Cellular component (GO): external side of plasma membrane; protein-containing complex
Source: RefSeq, a predicted model, not a curated record